CUUGGCCUGUGCUGCUCCCAAUGAAAGCAUGAGGAGCCUUGGUGUUCAGGUGACACUUGAUAUGCUAGGGAAGACAGUGGGGGCAGCCAGGGUACACUGAGUGGGGUGGUGGCUUCAACUUCAUUGGGAGAAUGGGAGAUAAGGCUCCAACCUUGCUGGGGACUGUGGAUUUUGAACACUGGCCUCCUUUGUUUGUGACCAAGAGGUAGAUGGCCAAACCAAACAAUCUCUUGAGGUCUCUCCUAGUUCUGCUUCCUAUAACCAACAUGGUUGCUUCCUCCUGUCCAGGUAAUGGUAUGGAUCCAUGGAGGUGGUCUGCUGGUGGGUGGGGCAUCAAUGUUCGAUGGGCUAGCCCUGUCUUCCCAUGAAGAUGUGGUGGUGGUGACCAUUCAGUAUCGCCUGGGGAUCUGGGGAUUCUUCAGCACUGGGGACGAGCACAGCCCGGGGAACUGGGGUCUCUUGGACCAGGUGGCUGCAUUGCACUGGGUCCAGGAGAACAUUGCCAACUUUGGAGGGAACCCAGGAUCGGUGACCAUCUUUGGAGAGUCUGCAGGAGGUGCAAGUGUCUCUGUUCUUGUUUUAUCUCCUCUGGCCAAGAACCUCUUCCACGGGGCCAUUUCUGAGAGUGGCAUGGCCCUCUGUGUUGCUCUGGUCAAGAAUGAAAGCAGGUCGGCAGCUGAGAAACUUGCUACCUUGGCUGGAUGUAAAACCACCACCUCCGCUGUCAUGGUUCACUGCCUGCGCCAGAAGACAGAGGAGGAACUCUUGGAGACAUCGCUGAAGAUGAAAUUCUUCAGUCUAGAUUUACUUGGAGACCCCAGAGAGAGCUAUCCCCUCCUGCCCAUUGUGGUUGAUGGGAUGCUGUUGCCAAAGACACCUGAAGAGAUUAUGGCAGAAAAGAAAUUCAACACCGUUCCCUACAUGGUUGGAAUUAACAAGCAAGAGUUUGGCUGGCUUCUUCCAAAAUUGAUGGGCUACCCACUCUCUGAAGGUAAACUGGACCAGAAGACAGCUGCAUCGCUCUUGUGGAAGUCCUACCCCCUUGUUGCCAUCCCUGAGGAACUGACUCCGGUGAUCACUGAGAAGUACUUAGGUGGGACAGAUGACCCUGUCAAAAAGAAAGACCUGUUCCUGGACAUGCUUGGAGAUGCAGCAUUUGGUGUCCCAUCUGUGAUUGUGGCACGUCGUCACAGGGAUGCCGGAGGCCCCACCUACGUGUACGAGUUUCAGCAUCGCCCAAGCUUCUCACCAGAGAUGAAACCCAAGACGGUGAUAGGAGAUCACGGGGACGAGCUCUUCUCAGUCUUCGGGGCCCCAUUUUUAAAAGAGAGUGGCACAGAAGAGGAGGUCAAACUCAGCAAGAUGGUGAUUAAACUGUGGGCCAACUUUGCUCGGAAUGGGUGAGAUUGGUGGCAGAGAGGAGCAGAGUCGGGGACAGGGGUAGCAGGGCAUACCUAUUUGGGAAGUUUAAGUGGUAAAGCUCUUGACUCUAUGACCAAAGUACUCUAACAAUGGGAGCUUUUUUUUUUCCUGUCACAUAUAAGUUUAUAUGCAUCUUACUCCAUAUUCCCACUUUCUCUCCCCCUAAUGAGUCAGCCCUUCCAGUCUCUCCUUUGGUAAAAAUUUUGCCAGCUUCCAACUCUCUCUAUUCUCCCAUCCCCCCUCCA
Messenger RNA from Loxodonta africana (African savanna elephant), 1667 nucleotides. RefSeq names its product liver carboxylesterase 1-like. Gene Ontology annotation, molecular function: carboxylic ester hydrolase activity. The record is from RefSeq and is a predicted model, not a curated record. Gene Ontology annotation, biological process: lipid catabolic process. The transcript is spliced from 10 exons. The coding region runs from base 292 to 1404 and encodes 370 amino acids. NCBI's taxonomy places the organism in Eukaryota, Metazoa, Chordata, Mammalia, Proboscidea, Elephantidae. Gene Ontology annotation, cellular component: endoplasmic reticulum; lipid droplet.